AAAAUACAAAUGUAACAUCUGUUAAUUAAUGCUCGUAUAUAAUACAUACGGUCGGACGCCCUAAAAUACAAAUGUAACAUCUGUUAAUUAAUGCUCGCAUAUAAUACAUACGGUCGGACGCCCUAAAAUACAAAUGUAACAUCUGUUAAUUAAUGCUCGUAUACAAUUGAUACGGUCGGACGAACUUAAUACCCAUGUAACCUCUGUUAAUUUAAACCCAUGUCACGGACUUUCAAGUGCUAUGAUUCCUUUAAUCUACUUUGAUACAACGUUUUCAUUUCAAAGGAUAAAGGUUAGGUGGUAUUAAUUCGAUAUAUUAAAAAGGCAACUGUGGACUGUCGAAACGACAAACUACCUAUCAACCGGUUCGUAAUGACAUAGUAGCACUGGGUUUUCUACAAUGAUGUAUUAAAUGGAUAUAUUGACUCGGUCGGACAGUUAAGGUAUGAUUUUAUUGUUGUUUACUAAUUUAAAGCGUUCUAUAAAUUUCGUAUUCUGUGUCGGAUCAAGGAUAAAAACGACCCAUUCGUACAGCAGAAAUGUUUUAUGAAAAAUAAGUAUCGUGCUUACAUGUUAUGUUUGUGUGCCAGUGCUAUUAUGUGGUCUUUCGUGACUUUAAUGUCGAAAGGUAACGAUUUUUCAACCAGAUAAUAUGUUGUUUUUUUUCAAACGUAAAAGUGAAAUGUUUGCUAAUAUAUCCAGCACAAUGUUAAAAUAACAUGGAUAUUGACUAAACUUAUUGAGAUAUUUUACUUACAUUCUUUGAUACAUAUACCACUCAAAAUUUGCGAAGGAUCACUUUUUAUUUUCACAUUACUGUAUCUCCAAUUUUGGAUUUCGUUCAUCUAAAUUGUUAUAUUGCAGGUUUUGAUAUUAGAAUGUGUGUUUUUGAUUUUAUUGUAUGUAUUGAUUUAUCAUUGAUGCGUGACGCUGGCUGAAUCUAGCUAGAGUGAACUUCAAAUUACACAUACUAUAACAAGUGAUCCUUAGCGAUUUUUGAGUAGUAUAUAUGUUUUCUGUACCUUAGAUAUAGUUGACCUAAGCAUAAGGUUUUCAAAGGGUAAGUACGACACGUUGAAUACGUGUACUUUAAGACCGCGUUUCACACAUCAGCGAUUGUUUACCAAAUUAUACAAAAUAAAUUGAAUAUGAAUAUUUUAUGAAACGUUCGACAUUUCCAUCGGUUUUUAUCAAACACAUUUGUGUACUUAACAAGCAAGUUAAUUAAAACUUGAUAUCAUUUACUAUUCUUUCUGUCAGACUUAGUCCCUGAAGACGAAUUUAGACAACAUCGAGUGCUGAUCACUGGUUUCCGGCAUGUCACUCUUUUGCGUACAGACGCAUGAUCUGUCAUGGCAGGAUCGAACCGUCAACAUCGAGCUCAUGAUAUCGCCUGCUCGCUCCCAACUGCUCUACAACAAGCACAAAGGACUCAAGACGAAGUACGAGCAGGUGGAGAGUAAUCUCGAACGGGAAAAGGAGUCGUACUUACGUAGCUAUAAGACGGACCAACGCUUGAUGGAGCGACAGAAAGAGCAGUACUCAAAGCGGAGGAACACUAUCAUUCUGAGGAGGGCGGUCGCGGAAAGAAGGCGGUCGAGUUUUGGCGGAAGAUCGUCGGCGCCGGCAAGGCUUGAGGCGGAUUUUUUGGGCUCGUCCGAGAUGAGACCAACUUUUGUAACGGAAAUCAACCUGCGCGAAUCGAAAUCCGCCGACCCUAGAAUGACCGUGCCGAGUCGUAACCCGGAACUGACGACGCUGCUUCCGCCACUUACAGCCGAUACACCUGACUUUCGAAACCUUUCUCCGUGUACCAUGAAUACGUCGCCUUCAGCGGGAAAGCCUUUCCUUGAGAGAAAGAAAUCUGUGAGAUUCGAACGGCUGACUUCCGGUUGUAGACGUGGUGCGAAGAUUGACGAAAACACCCAAAUUGAAGAGGACAGUUCUGUGCUGCCUAUAGAAGACAGAAUCAAACGCUUUCUUAAGUCUCAGGGCGAUUUCAAUAAAAGGGUUCCCGAAAAAAUCAAUCUUGUUGACAGUAAAAAGCUGCAACCUAUCAUAAACCGGUCUUUAAACGGAACCCUCUCGGUGAACUUGGGCAAAUUGGAAAACGCGUUUGAUGAGUUUUGUGUGGACGAAAGUGAUGAAGGACUGCACCGGAUGGUCCGCUACGCGGCGAGGUUGAAAGCGAACGUGAGGAAUGCCCAGAACUCCAGCAUAAUGCCGCGUCGAGCCAGUGUGUUUGCCAUGUAGCGGGGCGUGCAUGGCGUAUUGCAAUACAAUAUUACAAUAUUAUUGCUACGUAUGUGAACGGUGUUUACUUUUAUGAAAGCUUUUCAGUAUUAAAGUGGAAAUGUAAAAGUUCUUUUUUGAUAAAAAAAUAGUCAAGACCAUUAAAAAUGACAUACUUUAAACUAUAAUGUAAUGCGAGCAUUCAAAAAGAAAGCUGGAAAAAAUGCAAAACUAAAUAAGUAAUAAAAAUGUUAUUAUAAUUAAGGUGCUGUUUACAAGAUAAUGGAUUUGAUUGUAUUGCAUAAUGAGGCGCACAAUACAAUAAUUAAAUAUUUUGUCAAUUAGCAAUAAGACAGUGUAUUUCUAUGGUGUUUAUAUAACUGACGUGAUAUUGCGCAAAGCUUUCUUGAAAAUGUUAAUAUUUAUAUGAUUCACCAAAUUUGCUAUUAAAAUUUAAUAUUUUUCACAAAGAUUUUACCUAGCGAGCGAGCGGAAUAAACAUUUGCGUUAUGUUUUAUUUAUGUGCUAAAACAACAUGUUGUGGUCAAAUGCUAAUAUCUUCGUUGCAUGUCGGUCAUUCACCUCGGAAUACACACAACUUGGUUUAUUCUCCUUAGGCUUGCUUGUGUUCAAUGCCUUAACCCAUUUAUGCCUUGAUAUUUGGCGUGCAUGUGUAUCUCAUGGAGCUGCACAUUUUGAAUGGUGAAAGGUCAUUGUCAUCCUUCAAGGUCAAAGGUAAAAAAAACAAAAUCCAAGGGAUGUAACAAACGUUAAAGGGAGAUAAUUUCUAUUUUAUAUCAUUUGGCAGGUACAGAUCAUUUUCACAAGGAAAGUAAUAUUUUUUAAACGGGUAUAAUAAAAAAAAUAUUCAUAGCGGCGCUAUAUAUAUAUUACCCGACGUCGAUCGCUAAUGAAGAUAAAACAGAUUUAAUGUUCGAGUUGAAUAUAUACGAUGGUUUGUUGAAUUGUGUGUUAAUGUCAAAUUGUUGAUAUUUCCAACUUACUAAAUGUUAAUUAUGGUAGUUUUAUGUUCAUUGUAUAUUAUAUUGUAUACGUAGAAAAAAAACGUAUCGAUACUGAAACCAAUUUAUAUAUUUUCUCAUAGUGUGCGUAUAAUGUUCACUAAAAUAGUUUAUGUGGACGUUGAUGGUUUUGCUCACAAUAUGAGCCACAAUCUGGGAAAACGGGGCGUAAUGCAU
This is a messenger RNA of Dreissena polymorpha, 3431 nucleotides long. RefSeq lists its product as uncharacterized. Lineage: Eukaryota; Metazoa; Mollusca; Bivalvia; Myida; Dreissenidae. The transcript has a single exon. The coding region runs from base 1318 to 2253 and encodes 311 amino acids. The record is from RefSeq and is a predicted model, not a curated record.